Microdochium trichocladiopsis is the source of this 779-nucleotide messenger RNA. RefSeq names its product 6-O-methylguanine DNA methyltransferase. Gene Ontology annotation, molecular function: methylated-DNA-[protein]-cysteine S-methyltransferase activity. The transcript has a single exon. Bases 125 to 634 code for a protein of 169 amino acids. Gene Ontology annotation, biological process: DNA repair. The record is from RefSeq and is a predicted model, not a curated record. NCBI's taxonomy places the organism in Eukaryota, Fungi, Ascomycota, Sordariomycetes, Xylariales, Microdochiaceae.
AUAUACAGAGCCCAAUCGGUCUUCCCCUUGUUGAAAGGUUGCGACUGUCGACAGAGCGGGACCGAGCCAACUGGGGAAAAAUACAUAUAACCAUAUCGUGCAAAGUCACUGAUAUUUCAGCACAAUGGCCAUAACCACAACCACGACAACCGUCAAGGCGAUAUCCUCCAAGCCCCGGACAAAACCCCGUCCGCCGCCAUCAUCAUCAUCAUCACCACCAGCAACCACCACCAGCAAGAUCAAGAGCAGCAACUACCAGCCACACAACACCGACAUGGCCGCCCAGCUCCAGCGCAUCGCCUCCUCCACGCGCACCCCCUACGAGAAGAAGGUGUGGUCCCUGCUCUGCCAGAUCCCCGCGGGCCAGGUGUCCACCUACGCCAUCCUGUCCGCGCACCUGUCGUCCUCGCCGCGCGCCGUGGGCAACGCGCUCCGCCGCAACCCCUUUGCGCCAGAGGUCCCCUGCCACCGCGUCGUCGCGACGGGAGGGCUGCUGGGCGGGUUCAAGGGCAAGUGGCCCAAGGACGGGGAGGGGAUCACGAUUGACGAGAAGAAGAUGCUGCUGAGGAGGGAGGGGGUCAAGAUUGAUGAUAGGGGACGGGUGCUGGGGACGCCGUGGUCAGCGUUUGUGUGAGGGUUGGGGGGUUCGGGGCUUUGUUGUUUUUUGUUUCAUCGCCAAAUAUCAAGAUGUCAUGAGAAACGCAGAUAAAGACACCAUGUUCAUGAAAGGAGGUUGACGCUGCUUGUAUUGUUUCUCGUCAUGCGCAGCACACUCGGGG